CUGCUUAUUUCGCAAAUUGUUGGAGAUACGUCGGAGCCGUCGGAGACGCUGCCACGGAUGCAAAUUAGGGAUAUUCUGGAAUAAGUUUUUGCAGUUGUGUGUUUGUUGUUUGCAGGUUGAUGUAGUGUCUGAUCAAUUCAGUGAGACGUAUAAAAAUUAAAAGAUCUACUGUCUGGGAGCAGAGCAGCUUUUCAGAGUGAGAUGUGAUGGUGUUUAGGACGGGGAUCACUCCCAAGAGCUCGGACAUGCUGCCAGCCACGCCCAAGAUGCCGCCGGAUAGCACCUGCCUGCUCUGCUGUUCUGCUCUGAAGAAGUCGGUGCCCGGCAACAUAGCUGUGUUCAAGCAGCAGCUCUCCUUCACGCAGAGACAGGCCAUUGAUGUACUCGUCGAAGUCCUCAACACUAAGGAGUCCGCCCUCACGCGCUCCCGCUGGAUGUGCGCCCACUGCUACGCCCAGCUGGAGCUGCUGGACAAGUAUGAGCGCGACCGGCGCCAGCUAGAGCAGAAGGCCGCCACCAUCCAGGGCGAGCUGGUCAACACAUUCCGCUACACGACCAGCCCCGCCUCGGCGGGCUCUCCACCGCAGCCGGCCGCGCCGUCCUCCGGGACCCCCGUCUCGUCGUCGGUGGUUGCCGUCUCGUCCGCCGUCUCGUCGUCCACCAUUGUGCUCGCUCCCGUCUCCAGCUUUGUCGUGGCUACGACGACCGCUACCGAUCCGCUAUUCACGUCGGGACCGAACUCUAUCAUCCCCACCUCUGUGCCGUCAUCGACUGCGGCUGACGACGACGAUGAUGACGAACCCCUCUCGAAGCGACGGCGGCGUAUAGUGAAAUCCGAGGUGAUAGACAGUGAGCGUGAGGACGUAGACGACGUCCACGGUGAUGACGAUCUGAGAAACGGAAACGACUCGGAAAACGAGUCUGAUUACGUUGAGGUGAACGUGGCGAGUAUCGCAGCCGGCGCGACGACUCCGUUCCGUAUCGGCUCGGAGAACGGUGAUGUCCAUGAGGACUGUGAGGAUGAGGACGACCCGGGGGCCGAUGAGGACGAUCCGACGGCAGAGGAGGACGGCCCGUCGGACCCCGAGGACGAGCUCUAUCCGCUGGCCGGAGAGCUGGUGGACGUCAAACAGGAGAUGGCCGGGUCGGACGGAGAGGAUGUGGAUCUGGAUGAGGAUGUUCCAGCCAGUGAUCCUCUAGCAGACUGCCUGGAUGAUGUCGAUGAUGGCAGCAAUGAGGCGGGCACUCCGAUUGUCAACGUGGCAGCGCUUCAGAAUACCUUACGGACCCGACUGAUGAGUCGCCUGCGGACGGGGGUCAGCUCAUCAUCGCCGGCAGCCACCCCGCCGUCCCGUCCCGAACCGAAACCGUUACCGGUGGCGUCCUCUGUUGUGGUCACGCGGCCUUCAACCACCGCCCAGUCGAUGCACGUGUCUGUGUGCGUGGUGCCGCCGCGAUCCUCCGGUUUGAAGACGCUGCUGCCCAAGCCGGGUCCAGGACAGCCACCGUCGUCCCUCUCCCCAGUGGCCGCCAGUAAGCCCAAGACACCAGCGGUGGUAGCCCAAUCAGCGUCCCUGCCGACACCCGUGAUCAGCGUGUCGCCUUCGACGGUGACGUCAGGAACGACGACCUCUCCCCAGCUGCCCGUGCUGCUGCAGGGCUCCGACGGAAAGCUGUACAUGCUGCCGACGGGCACACAGCCGGCGGUGUCGGCCUCUGGCGGCGCGCCCGGCGCCCCUGUCACCCUGCUCCGGCUGCCCGACGGUCGACUGGUGAUGCCCGGACCGGGCACUCAGGUGACGGGUGGCACGGUUCAGGCGCCCCUUAUGUCUGCCGUGCCGCAGCCGCCCAUCCUGCCCGCGGUCAAACCCUCUGUCGCCAACCCGAACACGCUGAAAACCCUGCUGAUGGGUAGUGGUGGUUCGCUGGCGGGCAGCGGCAGUCAGAAACCUCAGUCCAAGCAGAGGCAGGCGGGCCGGAAUUACGUGUUGCUACCGGACGCUCCGCAGCCGCCGGCCCGGCAGACCCGUGGUCCGAUCCUGGAAUCGAUCCUGCAGAGACCCGGUAGCGAACCGUGCCCGCUGUGUUCGCUCAUCUUUUCCACGACGGCUGAGGUGGACCAACACCUGCGUAACCACUCUAUGGUCUGCUCCGGCUGCGACCACCUGUUCGCGUCGCGCGUCGCGCUGUUCGAGCACCGACAGACGUGCGUGCCCGCGCGGCCGGCGCCGCUGCCCACCCCACCUCCGCUGCCCAGCGGCCGCUCGCGCUCGGCGUUCUGCUGUAACCUCUGCCCGGCUGUAGCGCCGGACACGGCCGCGCUUAACGAGCACGCCGCUCAGGCGCACGGCCUGCUGUACCGGUGUCCCAAGUGCGACUGUCGCACGGCCGAGCUGCUCCAGUACGCACACCACGUGCGCUCAGCGCACGCCAUCGACGUACCCCACCCGUGUAACCUCUGCCAGACGAGUUUCCUACGCAGCGAGCAGCGCGAGAUGCAUGUGCGGGAGCGGCACGGACCGCCUUCCAAACUGAGCGACCGACCGCACGUCAAGGAUCGCACCAUUGACGGCGUGCGGCUGCCCAAACAGAUGCUAACCGGGAAACCUCCAACGCCCCCGCCCCCGCCGGAGAGUAAAUCGACGGAGGACGGGGACAAGUCUGAUAAAAAGGGAGAGGAGAAAGAAGAUGAGGGGACACCGACGGAUGGAGACGAUGAGAACGCGGCAAACGGGAUGCUCAUCAUAAAAGAAGAGACAGAUAUGUUGUUAUGAUGCUGCGGAGGCGCCUCGGGACGCCGGCUUUAAACUGAGAGGCAAAGUAACGUUAUUUAUUAUCAUUACCUCGGCGAGGUCGUAUAUUACGGACGUUUCACACGUACCAGGUGAUGAAAACACCCAGGAUCGAUAUUGAAACUGCCAGUUCUAGCAUCGGAGUGUCCGGCCUAGGAAUCGUUAGAGACGUUGCUGUGUAUCAGGUAUCAGUCCUUUUUAGGCAUAGUCAGUUAAUUUGAACGAUGUCAAACAAGACUGGAAACAAACACUGGAAACUGUCCUUUUUCACCAAAUCGAAAUCCGCUACACGGAUGUCAGACCGAUUAUAGGAAUUAUGUAACGCGAAAAUGUCUGCUGUAUGAAACUUAAAGACAUCAAAAUAUCGCAUCGUUCAUACUAAAACGCAUCAUGCAUUGUGUGUAACAUAGUGUGCUUGUUGCGUGAAGCGUCGGCGAGCUGUCCGUUUGAAAACUGUUCUCUCAGUAUCACGCAGGGACUGUUGACGUACCACUAAUUGGUCUGAUACUGGUGCAUUCGGUUUAGCAGAAGCCAUUUGGCUGAUGUGAAAAUAGUUAUUAGCAUAUUGCAUCAACUUUCCUCUUCAUUUCCUGAUAGCUUCGUCGAAACGUUCUGUGUAGAACGUUUUCAAAUGCGCAGACUCGGUUGAAGCUUUGAUAUGUUAUUUGUUGUUGAGCCAAGGUUAUGUAUAACGGAUUUCUUUUCGUAUGUAUUGUGCUUUUGGGAGGUACAUACAUUGGCAUUUGCGAUGGGUACUAUUGAUGACUGUUUUGUAGUGUCUUUUUACUUUGUCUUGUACCCUCCGCUGUAAUUAUUCUGUACCAGUACAAAGUUGUACAGGCUUAAUGCCCUCAAGGUGGAUGCUUAUCGUUAUAAGUGUAUGUACAUUUGCCAUGGUCUUUGUUUUGUUUUAACCUACGGCGUAGUCUGUUGGAAUUUUACGUAGAAUGACAUAGAGGCAGGGGCGAGUGCGUUGUGUACAAUUCGGGGCGAAGUGAAUGCAUGAAUUUUGCAGCAAGGAAUGUCCUUUUCGGCGUGGUUUAGUCGAAUUUUCCCUCUCGUUGCUCGAUGGCUUGCCAGUUGGGUACGAGUGGGUGGGUGGAUGGUGCGCAACGCUCGCUCGCUCUGUCUUCAGGAAUGCUGGCGCUUCACUCUCUGUGUUGUGGAUCUCACAAAUGGCGGUUCUCUUGUGGUGUUGGCCUGCACGGUAUGCCAUAACCUUAGGUUUGAAGUGCGAUGAAUACACGGAUGACAUCUA
This is a messenger RNA of Amphibalanus amphitrite, 4050 nucleotides long. RefSeq lists its product as uncharacterized. The record is from RefSeq and is a predicted model, not a curated record. Gene Ontology annotation, molecular function: DNA-binding transcription factor activity, RNA polymerase II-specific; RNA polymerase II transcription regulatory region sequence-specific DNA binding. Gene Ontology annotation, biological process: regulation of transcription by RNA polymerase II. The coding region runs from base 207 to 2774 and encodes 855 amino acids. The transcript is spliced from 6 exons. Gene Ontology annotation, cellular component: nucleus. NCBI's taxonomy places the organism in Eukaryota, Metazoa, Arthropoda, Thecostraca, Balanomorpha, Balanidae.